This is a messenger RNA of Klebsormidium nitens, 2093 nucleotides long. The record is from the annotation of a GenBank genome assembly. Lineage: Eukaryota; Viridiplantae; Streptophyta; Klebsormidiophyceae; Klebsormidiales; Klebsormidiaceae.
CCUAUCAUCAGGCCCACAUGGCAGAGGGCGGCUCAUGCAGGGGUGGUAACCAGUGGCAGUAGCUCAUGCAGCCUGCCAGUACUGACUUCGGCCUCCUAGCUCAUUGAGCACUGUUAAAAGUAUGCUCUGGAUGAGCAUGCAGCGCCGUGGGGUCCGGAAAGGCGAAAAGUUCGCUUGAGCUUGCGUGAUCAUUGAGCAAACGUUGCUCCACCAACAACUCCACUGGCGCAGCUGUCCAGCUACUGGCACCGUCAGGACAGAGGCAAUGAGCGAAGGCAACUUUAAAAGCGAAGCUUAGGUCCGGUCUUUCAUUCACAGACCAAUUGUCAGCUCCUCCUUCAAUCUUCUUCUCAGUUUCUCUCUGCAGCUCCCAGUGCACCAGUAUUUUGCGCCAGCUGACGCGCGCCCUUUGGUUUUUGAUAGCUCAAGUACAGCUGUCAUCUGCUCUUGCCAGCUGUCCCCAUGGCGCACCGCCAGCUGCCAGCCCUUCUUCUGGUGCUCGCGCUCACCGCUCAUGUCGCGAGCGCCACCUACAUCGGCUACGUCGCCCCAUGCGCGGGCGUCAACUCAAACAAGUGCACAUCGGCCAUUGGGGCACUGAAUCUGACGAGCAUAACGAGCUGCAACCAGGUCACGGUGGGCUGCUAUAACAGCGGAUGCGGGUCCAGGGACAACUCGUGCCCAUCGUGCACCGAUAACGGCAACUACAUCACGCUCAAGUGCGUCGCGUCGUCGAGCUCUUGCACCAAUCCCCGCGCGUACAACACCGGUGGUGUCUGCGGCGAUCCCCAUUUCUCGGCGCCGGGAGGCAUUUACUUCGACUGGCACGGCGUGCGCAAUGAGGUCUUCAGCAUCAUCUCUGACACUGACUUCCAGCUGAAUGCUCGCUUUGUCGGUGAGCGCACCAACACGGAGGACAUUGAGCAUGGCACCUGGAUCGAGGAGAUGGCCAUGGGUUAUAACGACGAGUCUGGCGCGACCCACUUUGUGAGCAUCGGCAUCGACCAGGAGAAGGAGUUCGAGGCCGCCGACGUCUUCUUCUUCACCUUCGACGGAGAGGACAUCCCAAUCGGCUCGGGCACCGCCGAGUACACGUGGACCUCCCCCGACGGCCGGGCGACCAUCACGCGCGAGCCGCACAUGCGCGCGCACGCCCGCAUCAAGAUCGACGGCCACUUCGAGGCCACGUUCAACCCCCGCGUCGAGAGCCGCAUCCAGUUGGACCCCCUCGGCAAGUACCUCGACAUGGACAUGGAGAGCCUGACCAUCUCCCGCCACGCUCACGGCGUCCUGGGCCAGAUGUUCCGCCCGGACGCCGUCGAGCGCCGGAACGCCGUCACUGCCGACAUGACCGGCCACGAGUUCCUGGUGGAGGGCGCCACCUCCGACUACCGCGUCUCCUCGCUGACGUCAGCUGACAGCACGUUCAACCAGUUCAACCUGGCCGCUGGCGUCACUGUGCGCAACGUCAACAUCAUCGAGGGCGGCGCCCGGGUUUCGCGCAAGAUCCUGACUUCGGCGGGGGUUGACGAGUACGUCACGGUCAGCCCGCGGUGCAACCAGGAGAAGGGGUCGUUGGUCUGCUCCUGAUUGGCACGCAACAGAACAGAGAGCACAACACAAUAGAAACACUCACAACUAAUUGUAGAGCCUAGGAUCGAGGUCCCAUCACUCUUACUAUCUCCUGAUAAAGGCUGUCCCCUUGCUAACCAUUGCAGAUGGCUAGCUAGCCCGCUGCCAGUACCGGCAAACGGAAUCGAAUCUCCGUCUCUGUAGAGCCUAGGAUCGGUUCCCAUCACUAUUACUAUCUCAUGACAAAUCAAAGGCGGUCCCUUUACUAAACAUUGCAGUACACGGCUAUGUAGCUAGCCCGCAGGCCAGCAUUGGCAAACAGUACUCUGAGUCUUCGUCUCCUCAUUUGUCAGGGUAUGACUAGUGCAUUGGUUUAAAAGUUGCCAGAAAGUCUGAACAUACCGCGUGAGCUACAUCGGCAAUCCUUACAUCGCUCAAGAUAGACAGGGAGAAGCUGCUACGUACGGUCUAGUGAUCCUAGAUACAGUAUGAUCAGGAGGACUUGAAUUCGACUCGCCCCC